Phlebotomus papatasi is the source of this 501-nucleotide messenger RNA. Its product is annotated as U6 snRNA-associated Sm-like protein LSm5. Bases 145 to 426 code for a protein of 93 amino acids. The record is from RefSeq and is a predicted model, not a curated record. Gene Ontology annotation, molecular function: RNA binding. Lineage: Eukaryota; Metazoa; Arthropoda; Insecta; Diptera; Psychodidae. The transcript has 3 exons. Gene Ontology annotation, cellular component: Lsm1-7-Pat1 complex; U4/U6 x U5 tri-snRNP complex; U6 snRNP. Gene Ontology annotation, biological process: mRNA splicing, via spliceosome.
CCAUAUUGUUUGCAUUUUUUAUCCCAAUGUCAAUUUAUUUUGUGAUUUCUUCAGGACCAACGCGAGUUUUCUUUUGAUUGAAUUUCCUUUAAAUACGCAGUUCACAGUGAUUUCUUUUCAAAAGAAUUUUGCCACAUUGAAAAAAUGACACAAUCAACAUCAACAGUUAAUCAAUCAACCCUUUUGCCACUCGAGCUCGUGGAUAAGUGUAUAGGCUCCAGGAUUCACAUAAUUAUGAAAAAUGAUAAAGAAAUCGUUGGAACUCUUUUGGGUUUUGAUGAUUUCGUCAAUAUGUUGCUUGAGGAUGUUACCGAAUAUGAACACACACCUGAGGGACGCAGGAUAACAAAACUUGAUCAAAUAUUGUUGAAUGGCAAUAAUAUAACAAUGCUCGUUCCCGGUGGAGAUAUGCCUGAUUCAGCAUGAACACUGGACAGGAAAAAUUUGAAUUUUUAUUUUCCUUAAUGUAUUUAAGCUUGAAAUAAAUAAUCAUUCUGGAAA